This is a messenger RNA of Parus major (Great Tit), 1334 nucleotides long. Its product is annotated as AT-rich interactive domain-containing protein 5A-like. The annotation marks the transcript as partial. NCBI's taxonomy places the organism in Eukaryota, Metazoa, Chordata, Aves, Passeriformes, Paridae. The transcript is spliced from 2 exons. The record is from RefSeq and is a predicted model, not a curated record.
CCCGACCCCCUGGGCUCAGCCCGACCCCCUGAGCUCACAGCCCGACCCCCUGAGCUCACAGCCCGACCCCCUGAGCUCACAGCCCGACCCCCUGAGCUCAGCCCGACCCCCUGGGCUCAGCCCGACCCCCUCCGCUCGCAGCUCGCUCCGGACAAGGCGCAGCCGGAGGCGGAGGAAGCGGCGGAGCCGGCCCGGGGGACAGACGGACGCUCCAGCCCCUCCAACCCGGCCCCCAACCCCUCGGGGGGCUCUCCCAGCCCCUGCCGGACCCACAGCGAGACCUACAAGCGCCUCUUCUCCAGCUUCUACUCCAAAGGGAACCAUCCCAUCAUGUCCCCGCUGGCCAAGAAGAAGCUGCUGGCGCAGGUGAGCAAAGCCGAGUCCUCGCACUGCCACCAACGCCACAGCCCCGAGGGCCGGCGGGCCCCGAGCGACCCCGGCCCGGAGCCCCCCCUGAGCGGGCAGAGCCUCCCCGAGCCCCCGGAGCCUUCGGGAAGCCCGAGCGGGGGGAAGGAGGAGGCGGCCCCGGCCCGCAGCGCAUCCCCGGGCGGCGGAGACACCCCGGGCACCCCCGUCUUCACCGGUUACUUCCACGCCUACCGCAGCGAGGGGCUGCAGCCCGGCUGCCCCCCGCUCUGGGGGGAUUUCUCCAGCCUCAAGGAUUUUUUGGAGCCGCCUUCCACCUUCCCUGGGCGGCCGGAGGAGCCCGAGCAGCCGCAAGAGGCGCGGGGCAGAGCGGGGCGGCCGUGGGAGAAGCGGGCGGCGGUGCGGGGCUGCUGGGUCCCCCCCGGGAGCGGCCACCACGAGGAGGAGGAGGAGGAGGAUGAAGAUGAGGAUGAGGAAGACGAGGAAAGCUUCGGCCCCACGCCCGAGUCACGCUCCGUGUCCCCCUUGGCCAAGGAGGGCGGGGAGCGGCGGAUCCGCUCGCCCGGAGGCCACCGGGGGCUGCCCAAACCCCGAGCCGUGGUGGCCGCUCCGGCUCUCCGGGGAUCCCCUCUGCGCUUCCCCGGCGGCUUCGGGACCCCCGCGGAGCCCCCAAAAUCCCGGGGGGCUCCUCUGCUCAUCCCGGCCUUCCCCAGCCCCUUGGUGGCUCCGUUCCCCGCUUCCUUCGGGAAUUCCUUCCCGGUUUUCCCGGCCUUUCCCCGGCGCUAGCUGCCACCCCCGGGGGACACUUUGGGGACACUUUGGGGACCCUCGGGGACACUUUGGGGACACGGAGGGGACAAUGGGGACCGGGCUGUUUUUAUUCCGAUUUCAGAGCUGUUUGUAGCCCCACGGUUGUUUGUAUUUUCUUAUCUGAUUAAGAUAAAACGGAUAAAAAAGGGGAGUGAAAA